Messenger RNA from Parasteatoda tepidariorum (common house spider), 1221 nucleotides. RefSeq names its product glutamate receptor ionotropic, delta-1-like. NCBI's taxonomy places the organism in Eukaryota, Metazoa, Arthropoda, Arachnida, Araneae, Theridiidae. Gene Ontology annotation, molecular function: ligand-gated monoatomic ion channel activity. The record is from RefSeq and is a predicted model, not a curated record. Gene Ontology annotation, cellular component: membrane.
AUGGAUGCGAACUUUCCUUCUCACAUCAGAGUGUCUGUUAUUCCACUCCAGAGUGUAGUAAAUUUAACGAAAGGUCCAAAUGGCGAAACUCUUCUGUUAGGAGCAGAUGGCCGACUUCUUAACAUUUUAUCUCAGUAUUUGAAGUUCAAUUACUCUGUACUCAUUCCACCAGACAGGGAAUGGGGGAGACAACUAGCAGAUGGAAACUUCACUGGCAUGGUAGGACAAGUAUUUCGUGGAGAGGCAGAUUUUACCAUGAGUUGGACCUCUAACACCAAAGAACGUGCAAAGGGAGUUGAUUUCAGUGAAUCAUAUGCGCUGAACGAACUGACGUAUGUUACUAACAUGCCAGGAUAUUUACCCAAAGCAUAUGUAUUUACCUAUCCCUUCGACUACUUAUCUUGGAUAAGUAUUGUUCUCGUCGUAUUAGUAGUCUCAUUAUUGUUUCGGCUACUCAUGCCAAAUGGUCCUUCGUAUGUCGAAAGACUGCUUUACAUUUUUGGUACAAUCACGCAUCAGGCAUUAAACAAUGAAAAAUAUUAUCGUAGAAUACUGCUCUUCUUUUGGUGGAUAUCAUCAACUGUGUUGUCAGUAAGCUACACGGGGGCUCUUUCUUCUUUUCUUAGUGUACCCAUACGGGAAGCUCCUAUGAAGGAUUUCAAGCAACUGUCGAUAGCGACCUCUGGUGGACAAUACAGAUGCCUAGAUGUGAAAGGAUCUGUUUUUCUUCCAUCGUUUUUAGACAGUGGUAAAGAAGAUCUCGUCCGACUAGGGAAGAAUAUAAUUAAGUACAACUGGUUCAAUACGUUUGCUGAAUCUCAGACCGAAGAUUAUUUUGAUGGAAAAUCUGCCCAUUUGGGUUCUAGACUUUUCCUGUACCUGAGGUUUGGAAAACCUCCUUUUAACAGAAGGUACGUGUCUGACGACACCGCCUCCACGUCACCGAUUGCGUUUGGUGUCAGGAAAGAUUUUUGUUGCAAGGAAACGAUUAAUUUAAUGCUAAAAAGAAUUAAACAUGGUGGAAUUUAUCAGAAAAUAUUGGAUGAAGAGAUGUUUAAGCGUUGGCUUAAAUACAUAGGGACUCUUGUGCCAAUAGAACAUGACAUACCGAUUUCUAUUCAAGAUAUAUAUGGGGCUUUCUUGAUACUUGCGAUUGGAAAUGGUUUAUCUAUCGUUAUCUUUGUUAUUGAGUGUUGUUGGAAAAGAAGAUUAACUAAAUAA